Amoebophrya sp. A25 is the source of this 562-nucleotide messenger RNA. The record is from the annotation of a GenBank genome assembly. Lineage: Eukaryota; Dinophyceae; Syndiniales; Amoebophryaceae.
AUGCAAACUGACCAUCUGUGUCUAUUCUAUGAGAAGCUAGUCUUCUACUUUCUUCUUCCUGGAACUCCUACUCAUGUGAAUGGACAACCCAGUUCGCGGAUGCCGAGAGCUCUGCAGUUAGGAACCAUAGAGUGAAGUCCACCUUGGUGGCAUCUAGCUGAUUGGUGUGUUCUCGUCCUCUGCAGCCAGCUACAAUCAAUCAGAUGAUGAUGACGAGAAUGACGAUCUAAGUUUCGAUACGACUACAAUUUCAAUUCAGUUCGUUUGAAAAGUUCCAAUCUUACAAUGGUAGCGGAGAUAGUGGUUACUGAGAUUCACACAGUAUCUAGUACUGCGUUAAAAAUUUUUAUGAAAUUAGUUUCAUCUGACUUAGUUAGGAAGGAAUGAGAGUCAAGGUAUAAUAUGAGCCCAAUAACGAGAAUAAGAUAGGAACCCCAUCAAGGACUAACUUAACAGAACAACCAACAGUGAUACAAGAUAACAGGACUGGCUGCAGUGUGACGAGAGCCCCAAAAGAGUGAGUAAGGCAAAGAGUGUAAAAAUUGGAUGACAGAGGUCUUUA